Molecule: messenger RNA, 1530 nt
Organism: Nymphalis io (European peacock)
Lineage: Eukaryota; Metazoa; Arthropoda; Insecta; Lepidoptera; Nymphalidae
Exons: 3
Coding region: 48-770 (240 amino acids)
Source: RefSeq, a predicted model, not a curated record
CGUUAGUAUAAAUUGUGGAGAUUAUUUUGAAACAUUGACACGCAAGGAUGGGGCGGUUAGCUGCUUUGAGCUUCAUAGGUCUAUUAUCAUCAGUGUUAGCUGCACCAGCACCUCAAGUAUGCUCAAUGCCUUCAGAUAUGCAGCCUCCUUCCCUGCUAAAUAACCCUAACCUCUAUAUUCCAAUAAUUCAGCCUACACCGAGCUGCGAUGGACCUAUUAAAGUUAUAAUUCAAAAAGACAACGUGCCCGAAAGACUGCAAGCUGCUGGUUUCCGUUCCUACCAAGUACCAGGCGGAAACUUUUAUAUUCAACCCAACCCUGAUAUUACCAUUCAACCCCGUCCAAUCGUCAUCAGACCUCCGUAUUUCAGACCCAUCCAACCAGCUGCUAUAGAGGUCCAGCCACCACCCCUUCCGCCAAUAAUACCACCUCCGAUUACCAUACGACCAGCGCAGUUACGGCCAAUAAAUGUGCCACCAAUCUGCGUAAGGCCAAAGCCUAUGGCUCCAAUAACGCCACCAGCGAUCAUGGUCACACCACCUUGUCAGAAGCCAAUCCAACCACCACCCAUUAUGAUCCGUCAGCCAGAGCUACCAUUGAUAACUCCAUCACAGAUAGUGGUGAGACCACCAUCGCCUGCAAAUGUCCAACCACCGACGAUUUGUUUCAAGACUUCAGUCUUGAGAAAUGGUAACUGCGACAGUCCAUACCCUCAACCUACGGACCUUUAUCCUACGAACAGCUGUUCUUGUUCCAAUGAAGGCAAAUAAAUAGAUAUUCAGAUAUUUACUGCAAAUGUAUAUAAGAAAUACGUUUUUAUAAUAAUGUUAUUUUAAUAUCACUCUAUCAAUAUGAUAAAAAUUUGACCAAAACAGUAUUUUUUACGCCGAAUCUAUCACUUAACCUUCUCUAGAUGCUAUAAACGGCGCCGGCCCGGGCCCUUGAUUAGACUAUAGCGAGAUUGUCCUUCAGCGCCCUUUGUUCGACACUGUCACUUCACAUAAAUUGCAUUUCAAUUAAUGUUAUAUAAAGAAUUAUCAUUUAUAUAAACCAGACAACGUUAUGUACUCCUAAAAAUAGUUUCUAAUAUUUUCGCACCCUUUCCCACCUGGCGCCUAGAACACUAUCCCAGGACUAGUGCUGGUUAUAAAGACCAAUUUACUAUUUUUCACGAUUCGGAUGGAUUAUUGCUUGAAAAUUUUUGACAGAAAUUACAGGAUUAUAUAUUAGAAGAUACGCUGCAAAAUCCAAGUUUGAUUCUAUCGAAAAAGUGCUCCAAAACUUUAGGAUUUUUAAGAAAAGAUUACGUUUACAGGCUAUUUUGUAAUAUUUUGAAUUAUAUUUGACAUUAUUUGACAUUAUACAUAUUGUUAUAUAUGUUUGCGUAAUGUAUAUGAAUUCAGACCUCGAUAACGUUUCCGGUCAUCCGAUUGUUUAGUCUUGUGUGAUUUCGUUCGUUCGUUUUGAUUCAAAUUUUGCAAAUGUAUGUCACGCUUAUAUUAUAUUAUGUGUUAUAAAUAAAUGAUUUAA